Molecule: messenger RNA, 1736 nt
Organism: Actinia tenebrosa (Australian red waratah sea anemone)
Lineage: Eukaryota; Metazoa; Cnidaria; Anthozoa; Actiniaria; Actiniidae
Source: RefSeq, a predicted model, not a curated record
GACAAGGAAGUGAUUCGACUAAAAUGCUUUCGUUUGGUAAACGUCGUUUCUUGUCGCAAAGAUCGUCCAUUUUCAAGAGCCUUUUCAAAGCAGUUUCUGCAAGGAUGGUCCAUGGGGAAAGCCCAGUGCAAUCUGCUCUUUCACAUCUAAAAGACAUUGCAGUAACGCCAGAUCAGCCAGAAGCCUACAAGGAAGCAGCAAAGAUCUACAAUCCAAACUAUGCCUACGAGCAGCCAGCAUUUGUGGCCUUUCCUAGAAAUGUCGAUGACAUCAAGCGAUGUUUGAGGGUUGCUAAAGACACUGGUACUCCAUUGGCUAUCAAAUCUGGUGGACACUGCUUUGCCGGAUACUCUACCAUCGAUAGCCAAGGUUUUGUCGUGUCCUACAAGAACAUCAACAAUGUUACACUCCAUAAUAACAUGGUCACGGUAGAGUCUGGAGCAAGCUGGGGCGACGUGUACUCGAAACUUGAAGGCUCAGAUUAUGUAGCUGUUGGAGGAUGUGUACCGGCAGUCGGUAUCGGGGGGUACAUUCUCGGAGGUGGCUACAGCAUGCUGUCGCGUGCAUAUGGUGGUCUGGCUUGUGACAAGGCAGUGUCAUACACGAUGGUGACGGUGGAUGGCGACAAUGUCGUGAAGGCAUCAGAGAACGAGAAUGAGGAUUUGUUUUGGGCUUUGAAAGGCGGUGGAGGAGGAAAUUUUGGAGCUUUGGUUAAUGUGACCCUAAAGGUUAGUCCUCGCCCUCGUCAGUUCGUUUGGACUCGCCUCAUUUACGAUGACAAUGAAAGCUGCGAAAAAGGUCUUAUUGCAGUUGGAGCUAAUUUGAAACUCUUGCCAAAAGAGCUGAACCUUGACAUGGCUAUUCAUGGCUUCUUUGGGAAAAGGGUCCUCACUCUUGAUGCUGUCUAUUCUGAUCACCACGAAAACAAAGUUUUAGAAGCGCUAAAAAGUCUUCACCCAACGACGACGGAUCCUCCACGAAGGUACACGUCUUACUUGCAGUUCGUAAAUGAAUACAGCAAGAGGCAUGGCUUUGUUCAUUACGAAGUAGAGCCAAUAUACAUCAAGGGAGCUAUGAUCAAGUCCUUGCAUCCAGAUUUGGCCAAAUUCUUUGCUACUUUAGAAAUCCCUUCUGAAUGCCUUAUCGAGUUCGUCCACAUGGGAGGUGACAUUCAACAGUUUUCUCCAACAUCAACAGCUUUCCCCCAUCGCUCUGCUGAGUACAGCUUUUACACAUAUGGUAGGUUCAUUGACCCAGAACACAAGGAAGAAGUGCACAGUUUUGCUACGUCAACAUAUGAUGCUGUAAAGAAAUCAGGCUGUGCUGUCGGCAGUUAUGUGAACUACAUUGAACGCCACCUUAAGAACUGGGCUGAUGAGUACUAUGGGGUGAACUACAAAAGGCUCUGUGAAGUAAAAAGUAAGUGGAAUCCUGUGGGAAAGGGUUCAUUGCAUUUUGAACAAGAAAUUGGUUCCACUUGGCAACCUAAAGAUUAAAAAAGUUAGUUAUUGUCUGUUGGUAGCUUCUACUUCUUGAAGCUUAAUGAUAGUAAUAAAGACGUACAUGUACUAGAUACUAUGUUUUAGGAUCUUUUAGGAUACUAGAUUAUGAUAAAAAUUAAAUAAAGGACAGAUUCAAUAUUAAUAACAGUGUGAUAGAAUUUUACCACUGAAGAUUUAAAAAAAGUUACUUAGUUAUCUGUUGGUAGCUUCUACUUGAAGCUUAAUGAUAGUAAC